UAAUAAAAAUAAUUAAUUUUAUCAUUAUUUAUCAUUAAAUAUUGACUUUUCCAUUUUUGGCGCCUUUUAGAACUCCGAUGUGACGUCAUCUAGUGCAGUGUGUUUAAUUUAGCGUAUAUACAAAAUGGAGUUUUGAACACAGAGCUUCGAAAAAUUCGUUACAUUUAUUUUGUAAAAAAGAAAUAACUUGUCUUUUAUAACAAAAAAAUAUACAAUGGCAACGUUCGAAAAAUUACGAAAAAUUUAUAGCAAUUACUUGCAGCAAUGUCAAGCAAUUUCUGAUGUUGGAAAUUUUCAAAAAAAAUGUAUCGAAGCUUGCCCAAAUGAUUUAGAUAGAAAAGCUGCGAUAGAUCAAGCAUUGCGAGAUACUUUGCUUGUUAUUCUCCAGGAAAAUGCAACGAAAAAUGUUUCUGCCUUAGAAUCUUACAUUACAAUAACAAUUGAAAUUUGUAGAAAAGAUUUAGCAACAACUAGUAUGCCAGUAAUGCUUCUGAGUGAUAUUUUUGACGCGAUGACACUAGAUAAAUGUGAAAAAUUAUUCACUUAUGUUGAGAAUAAUGUUGCUGUAUGGAAGGAAGAAUUAUUUUUCAGUGCUUGUAAAAAUAAUUUGUUGCGAAUGUGUAAUGAUUUAUUGCGACGAUUAUCUCGUUCCCAACAAACAGUGUUUUGUGGACGAAUUUUAUUAUUUCUUGCUAAAUUCUUUCCAUUCUCCGAACGAUCUGGACUCAAUAUUGUAAGCGAAUUUAAUUUAGACAAUCAUACUGAAUUCGGAUCAGAAAAGACUGAUGAAGAUGCUGUAGAACCGAUGGAAGAAGAUGAUAAGACAGAAACUAAAGUACAGAUGGAUUAUAAUUUAUACAGAAAAUUUUGGGCUCUACAAGAUUUCUUUAGAAAUCCUAAUCAAUGUUAUAAUAAAAUGCAUUGGAAAGUUUUCUCUGCUCAUGCUACAAGUGUGCUCUCUGCAUUUUCUUCUUUCAAAUUAGAAGAUCAACGAACCUAUUCUACGACUGGAAUCAGAAGAGAAUCAGUUGGAGAAAAUUCGUACAAAGAAACUCAUUAUUUUGCCAAAUAUCUCACCAAUCAAAAGCUACUGGAAUUGCAACUUUCUGAUUCUAAUUUUCGACGUUAUGUUCUACUCCAGUUCUUAAUUUUAUUCCAAUAUCUCAAUAGCACUGUCAAAUUUAAAGCUGAAACUCAUGAAUUAAAACCAGAUCAAAUUGAAUGGGUAAAAAUAACUACAGAACAAGUAUUCAAUUUAUUAGUUGAAACUCCUCCAGAUGGUCGAGCAUUUGCUGAAACUGUUAAAAAUAUUCUGAAACGUGAAGAACAUUGGAAUGCCUGGAAAAAUGAUGGUUGUCCACCGUUCAAAAAACCUGCUCAUGAUUCUGGUGAAAAUGAUGAGCCGAAAAAAGUUAAAAGAAUGAGACGUCGGAUUGGCGAUGUGAUUCGAGAAGCACAAGCUGCGGGUAGAUUUAACAUGGGAAACCCUGAGCUCACUAAAUUAUGGAAUCUAUGUCCAAAUAAUUUAGAAUCUUGCAAAUCGAAAGAUCGAGAUUUCUUACCAUCAUUGGAGACCUAUUUCGAAACAGCAAUAGUGGAAUUAGAUCCUGCUUCUAUGGUUGAAGAUGAAUAUAAGAAAGUUAAUGAUGGCAAUUUCGGAUGGAGAGCCUUGAGAUUAUUAGCUAGACGAAGCCCACACUUUUUCGUUCAUGGAAAUAAUCCUAUCAAUAAAUUGCCGGAGUAUCUUGAAUUAAUGAUUAAAAAAAUUGCCAAAGACAGGCCACUUCAAUCUGAUGCUAAAGCUGACGUUGAAGAAACUACUCCUCCAGAUUCCAGUGAACAAGAAUUUAAUGAAGAUGUUCUGAAACAAGAUUCAGAAGUAGUUGAAUCAGAAAACUCCGAUCAUAAAGCUGGCAAGACAAAUCCUAUUACUGAAGGAAUGAUUAUAAAACUUUCAGAAGUAUUGAAGAACGAUUGGGAAAAAUUGGCUAUUAAGCUUGGAUAUAAACAAGAUGAGAUUGCCUUUUUCCGUGGGAAAUCUACUUUAUACGAACAGUGUAUGAGCAUGUUGAAAAUUUGGGUGGAAGCUGAUGAAGAUGCUUCAGUCGAAAAUUUAGCGUACAUAUUGGAAGGAUUAAAUUUAACAGAAGCUUUAGUAGCCUUAAAAUUAGACAGUAAUUAAUAAAUAUAAUUAGAUAAGAGUAAAUAUAUUAAUUCUGUACUGUUUUAAUUAAUUGGUAUAUUAAUUAUUCACCGUCAACAUAACUGUUACAGCUUUAUCAACUAAUUAUAUCUGGGAAUGAAACAAAAAACUACAUUUUUUCAUAUUUAUAUAUAAAAUAUAAUGAUUAUUGUUCGAAGAAAAACAAUUACGUACAAACAUAAGUGAAUUACAGAUAAACGUACGUAAAGUUACACGCGAAACAUGUCUAUUAACUUUAUAAUUUUAUAUUUAAAUGCAGUUAAAGAUCAUAAAAUUGGAGUAAAAGUAUAAUUAUAUAUAA
Chelonus insularis is the source of this 2504-nucleotide messenger RNA. It is a transcript of the gene Hpr1, whose product is annotated as THO complex 1-like protein Hpr1. The record is from RefSeq and is a predicted model, not a curated record. NCBI's taxonomy places the organism in Eukaryota, Metazoa, Arthropoda, Insecta, Hymenoptera, Braconidae. Bases 215 to 2182 code for a protein of 655 amino acids. Gene Ontology annotation, cellular component: THO complex part of transcription export complex. The transcript is spliced from 8 exons. Gene Ontology annotation, biological process: regulation of DNA-templated transcription elongation; signal transduction; mRNA export from nucleus. Gene Ontology annotation, molecular function: protein binding.